AAGAGAAGAAGAAGAAGAAGAAGAAGAAGAAAUACUAGCAGCGCAGUAGAGUUGGAGCAUAAUAGGCCGUUUGUGAUGAACUUUUAAAGUUUGUCUGUGUGUGGAAGAGAGAGGAGACAGAAACAUGGCUAAAACCACCGUUGCCGCUGAGCUAGAGAUCAUUUUGGCUAGCAGUAGUGAAGAUGAUGGUGAAUCAGAACCUGAAGGCUUUGACUCAUCGGAAGAAGAAGAAUACUGGGACAACAAGGAUCCAUUUGAAGAUGGGGAGGAUUCACAGCAGCCAGAACUUCCAUCGGUGCCUGCCACCAUGUCAAGAUCUACCGCUGAUCAAGGUCCAGCAAAGAGGACUCGUAGAGAACACGUACUUCCCACAGAGCCAAUAGCAGCCCAUGUACCAUCAUCCCCACCUACACAGCAGCCAGCGUCACUGUCUUGGAAGACAGACAAAGACCCCGACACUGCACCCCCUGUCCCCAGUUUCAAACCUGCUCGCACACCCGGGCCACAGCUCAGCUCCAGAUGGAAAUACAAAUCCUUUGACCUGUUCAAACUUUUUUUCAGUGCACAAACAGUACAGACAAUUUGUAUCAACACAAACAAACAAGCUGCAAAGCAGAUGGGAAACGGGAAAAAAUACAAAUGGAUUGAUUUGACUGUAGAUGAUUUUUAUAAAUACAUGGGGCUGCUUCUAUACAUGGCCCUGCUGAAACUGGACACGGUAUUGGAUUACUGGAGGCAGGAUCAUUUUUUGUCAGUGCCUCUGCCAGCACAGGUCAUGUCACGUGACAGAUACAGGACAAUAUCCUGGAACCUACAUCUCAGCGACCCUGGUGAGGAUGUCCAAAACGACAGCAAAAAGGGCACACCUGAUCAUGACAGACUGUUCCGAUUGAAACCCCUCAUGGACAGCAUCAAGACUGCGUGUAUGUCCUAUUACCAUCCCCAUAAAUACCUGGCUGUGGAUGAGAGGAAGCUUGACUCCAAGGCCAAGACUGUAUUACCCCUGUAAUGAAGGCCAAACCUGACCAAGUGGGGAUUCAAGCUGUUCGCCUUAACCGACUCGAAGUAAAUGGCUUACACACGUAGACUUGUUUCCGUUUACACCGGCAAAGCGACAUUCUGCUCCGGACAUGGCCUGUCGUAUGAUGUGGUAAUGUCUCUGGUGCAUGCAGGUUACCUUGGGACAGGUUACCAUAUUUACAUGGACAAUUUUUACACCAGCCCAAAGCUGUUCAAGGCUCUCCAUGCCCUAAAGUUCGCUGCCUGUGGGACCUACAGAGAAAACUGCAAGGACUGCCCAAGGACACAGACUAACGCUCUAACA
Messenger RNA from Notothenia coriiceps (black rockcod), 1324 nucleotides. RefSeq names its product piggyBac transposable element-derived protein 3-like. The transcript has 4 exons. Lineage: Eukaryota; Metazoa; Chordata; Actinopteri; Perciformes; Nototheniidae. The record is from RefSeq and is a predicted model, not a curated record. Bases 125 to 1009 code for a protein of 294 amino acids.